Molecule: messenger RNA, 730 nt
Organism: Styela clava
Lineage: Eukaryota; Metazoa; Chordata; Ascidiacea; Stolidobranchia; Styelidae
Source: RefSeq, a predicted model, not a curated record
AUGUCUGUACAAGGUGGAUCUGGCCCUUGCGUAACCAAGAUAAAAAACGGACGAUUUAUCAGCCAAGGAAAUUGCGAGAAAAUUGACGAAGAAGAAAUAAUUGGACAACUACGUAGAAAUGUGGCAGCGAAAAAAGAAAAGGAAUCUUGUUCCAUCUAUCACGACGGCAAAUGCAUUUGGCCUGUCAAAAUUGGUGAAGAAAAAACAAAUUUUGUUUCUGCCGUUUCCAUUUGCACCAAAAUCAGACGAAAACUAGCUGAUGUCCAAAGCAGAGAGCAAUAUGAUUUAAUCGUUUCGUACAUCAAUCCAUGGCUGUCUGAAACUAAAGAUGGAGAAUUUAGUGUUUGGACUGGAAUGAUGAACAACCAGACGUUGUCUGAUGGUACCAAGCCCACCUGGUGGAAAGAUCCUGUGCCACUGUCAGAAACAGUAAAAGUGGCAAUUCGCGUAUCAAAAACAGAACCUAUACACAAACUUAUUUACAUGAAGAAACGGAGUAAAAUGUUGGGAGCUAUUUGCCAGUAAAUUUAAUGUCUGAUUGAAGUUACUGCAACUUCAACUAAAAACUGUAUGAUAAAUUUUGCUGAUAUCGAUUCAUCAGUGGUUUUGUUCAAGCAUUUAAUAUUUGCCAUUGCAGUUCACAAUUGUAAAUAAAUAUUAUUAUAAUUUCUAUUUGGGUUUGAAAAAAAAAGAUAGUGUAUAAUUUUUAAAAUUAUUUAGGAAAUAAAAG